This is a messenger RNA of Astyanax mexicanus (Mexican tetra), 1570 nucleotides long. RefSeq lists its product as uncharacterized. The record is from RefSeq and is a predicted model, not a curated record. Lineage: Eukaryota; Metazoa; Chordata; Actinopteri; Characiformes; Acestrorhamphidae. The transcript has 10 exons. Bases 162 to 1475 code for a protein of 437 amino acids.
AUGACCACAGUGGCACAACACUGGGCCUCCUCUCUGAAUAGGAGGCCUGCUGAAUAGAAGGAACUCAAGCUGACCAGACACUUUGAAAUGCUUGUUUGAGAUACAUUAGCUACAUUGCUGUGCAGACAUAGCCUACAGAAAGCUGCUCUCUUGAGGCAGACAUGGUCAAAGCCAGAACAUACAAACUCUCCUCCUCAGUGAAGGUGGAGCAGCUUGAGGCUGAACUCUCUUUACAGCUGCAGGCGUUGAGGACUGAAAUUGAAAACAAUGAAACACAUGGAUUAUUCACAAAAUCUUACAGCUCUGUCCACAUUCCCAAGGAUGUGUCUUAUUUUCGCACAGAGAGGCAGCAAGUUCUCCAGAAAGGACUGAAGGUUGCAGGGGUGAAACCUGUAGUGUCCCAAGCUGGGGUAAUUCAGAAGGAGCUGGAGAGCUGCCUGGGCCAAGAGUACACACCUGAGAGCUUACCACUCUUACUGCACCAGUUCUUUACAGAUCGAACAUAUCAGCUUGCCCAGUUUAAAUACCAGCUUAUGUUGAGGUGGAAGAGAUUUUGUCGCCAUUCUAUUAUCUUGGAGCAGUUGUAUCCUCAGUACAAGGACCACAUGACUCACUUGACAAAGGAGUUUGAGGAUGCUAAGCACAGAGCUCAUAGGCUCGCUGUAUCCAGAGAAAGGGUUCUCACAGGCACUGGGAACCCCAUCAAUGUGGUCAUGCCAGAAGAUGUGGUCAUCUAUUUGCAGUGGCUUAUAUGCCACCUACACUCAGUUAAGACCAUUCACUGUUUCCUGCAUGUACUUCAUUAUCUUCCCAUGUGUGAGAGAAGAGAGGAAGAUAAGAGCAGUUUUCCAAACUUCAGCUCACCUGCUGAAUUUUCAGGCAUGUUUGGAUCCCCAUUAAAAGUACCUUUACACGCUGUAAAAUUAGACGGAUUCCGAGCUCAACUCAAACACCUACUCUCACAUUACAAGAUUCAGUACAAUACAGAGUCCAUCAAGACUUCUGCUGAUCACUUCGAACUCUUUAGCAUGGUCAAAAAUGAGUUCAAGGCCAUCUUCCAAAGUCAAAAUGUGAUGAGUACCUUUCUACAGUAUGAAAGCACAGAGGCUGUAGACACAAAGUGGGGAAGGAGAAGUCCAAACAUGGCUCUCAGGAAGGAAUGCAACUGGAUUCCCCAUAUUCGGGUGAAACCAAAGAGAGACCCCUGGCAACAGAAACAAAUGUUCAGACUGAAAGAAAUGAGAUGUGUGGACGAAUUUCUUCAGAUGCACUCCAGAUCCUGUGAGGUUUCAGAUCUCCUGAGAGUCGGUGAAAUCUUGAUGCAGCAUGCAGCUUUUGUCUGUGAGCCAAAGUCCAUGGAGUCUUUAUCUGUGACCUCAAAGCCCACUGCAAUGUCUGAUUCCUUGAAUAUUUGGAGAAGUAUCUAUAACAUCCCACAUCUUUCUCAGGCAUGGGACUGUUUGAAUUCUAGAUGAAAGUAGUGUGGUUGGUUGGUUUUGGUUUAUCCAACAAAUAAAACAAAACAUGUAUUUACAUAUAUUAGCCAUUUUUCAUUUUUGGGAGAAAUUUG